Diversispora eburnea is the source of this 3501-nucleotide messenger RNA. Lineage: Eukaryota; Fungi; Glomeromycota; Glomeromycetes; Diversisporales; Diversisporaceae. The record is from the annotation of a GenBank genome assembly.
AUGACGAGAAAUAUAAGCGACGACGAUUUCGAAGUUGUAAAUUCUAUAUUCGCUUCAAUAAAACGAAAAAUUUCAAUUGACGAAAAUCAUUGUCCAGCUUUUAAUAUAACUAUUAAAGCAUUAAUUGCUUUAAAUAAUAAUCCUAGUAAUCUUGAUACAAUAAUUAAAUGUAUCGAAAUUUAUAAAUUUUGCCCCACAAAGAAAAAUCUCAGAUUAGAAGUGAGAAAUGCAUUAUCGAAACAUGUAAACAUUAUGGAAACCCAAAUUUUUCGAUCAAAAUUAUUAAAAAAAGUUACAAUGGAUAAUAGUGAUGAAAUUUUUUAUCAGAUCGAGGACAACGAUAACUCAUUAGGAAAAUUAAUAUCACAUGCAAAUCUACCAACCAUUAUCGAAGAAGAAAAUUUGCAGAAUUCGCAGAGUAAAUCAAUCAAAAUGAAUAAAAAAGAAGAUAAUUAUAAAGUUGAUCAAAUAUUUUCUAGUGUACAAAAGUGGAUAGAUCAACGGAAAGAAACAGAAAAUAUUAAUGAUGAAUUAAAGGAUAGGUCAAAGGGUGAAGAAGAAGAAUUCAAUAAUAUAGAAAUAAUUAAUGAUAUUCCUUAUGUCGAUGAAACAAUAGAAUCAGAGAAUAGUUUAAAGGAUGAAGAAGAAGAAGAAUUUAAUAAUAUGGAAAUAAUUAAUGAUAUUCUUCAUGCAGAAGAAUUUAAUAAUAUGAAAAUAAUUGAUAAUAAUUAUCAUUCCGAAAAAAUAAAAGAACCAAAGAAUAGUUCAAAUAAUAACUUUAAUUAUCAUGCUGAAGAAAUGAAAGAGUCAAAAAAUAGUUUAAAAAAUACAGAAGAAUUUAAUAAUGACAUGGAAAUAAUUAAUGAUAGUCCUAAUACCAUAGAAUCGAAUAGUUCAAAGGAUGCAGAUGAAGAAUUUGAUAAUAAUAAUGAUAAUGAAAUAAUCAAUGAUAGUUCUGAUUUCGAAGAAACAAAGGAACCAAAAAAUAGUUUAAAUGAAGAAGAAUUUGAUAAUAAUAAUAAUAAUAAUAACAGGGAAAUAAUUAAUUAUGUCGAAGAAGAAACGAAAGAAUCAAAGAAUAGUUCAAAGGAUGCAGAAGAAGAAUUGAACAAUAACAAGAAGGAAAUAAUUUAUGAUAAUUCUAAUUCCGAAGAAACACACGAAAUAAUUACAACAGAAAUAGUAAAUAAUAAUAAUAAUAAUCAUAAUUUUGAAUACAUAAAUGAAAUUAAUGUGGACAAUGUCAUCACAAUGCAAGUAACCAAUAGAUAUAAUGCAGACGAAGUAAAUUCCAUGAUAGAAAUUAUAAAUGAUACUCAAGCUAAGAAUGUCAAAGAGAUUAAUAUGAAUAAUACCAAAAUAACAGAUGAUAAUCGAUACUCCAAUGAUAUAACUAAUAUUAGUAUAAUAAAUAUUAAUCCCUAUUCUGAUAAUAAUACAAAUGACGCAAAUGACACAAAUAAUAGUAUAAAAGGCAUUAAUUCGGGAAAUAGUAAAUCUUAUGAAUCAUCUAAUAAUGAUCAAGAAAUCACGAUAAUCAAAUCACCAAAUAUCAAUUCGAACUGUUUGACUGCAUGCAAAACAAACAGCAUUCAAAAGUGGAUUUCUCAAGUUAAUAUGGUAACACCUUCAAUUUUUCAAAAAGUUAUUGAUGAUUCUUCUACAAUAUCCACAAUUAAAUCUAGUGAAGUAUCAUGUAAAACAGUAAGAACAGAUGAAUCAAUAAUUGUUGUUGACAAAACAAAUAAUUAUAAUGAUGAUAAUUCUAAUUCUAAUUCUAAUCCUAAUUCUAAUCCUGAUUCCAAUUCUAAUCCUGAUUCUAAUUCUAAUCCUGAUUCUAAUUCUAAUCCUGAUUCUAAUUCUAAUCCUGAUUCCAAUUCUAAUCCUAAUUCUAAUUCUGAUCCUGAUUCCAAUUCUAAUCCUGAUUCUAAUUCUAAUCCUGAUUCCAAUUCUAAUCCUGAUUCUAAUUCUAAUCCUGAUUCUAAUUCUAAUCCUGAUUUUAAUUUUAAUAAUUCCAAUUCUAAUAAUUUCAGUUAUAUGACAAAAUUACCUAUUGAUCCAUAUUUUACAUCAUUUCCUUAUUAUAAUCAAUAUUAUCCACAACAAUAUUUUAAUUCAUACACUUUACAAAAUUCUGUUCAAUAUCUUAAUAAUCAAAAUUUAAAUUCUUUACAAUAUUUUAAUCAAAUUAAUCAAAUUAAUCAAAUUAUGUCGUUCGUUUUUGAUUCUCAAGCUUUUUUUAUAACAAAUAUUCCUCCAGAUAAUCCAAAUAAGACUGUAAAAGAUACUAAAAUGUCACAUAGUAAAGUAACUCGCUCACUUCCUACAGUGAUAAAUACUAAGACCAAUAAUUUACAACCUCGACCUCCUUCCCCAGUUGACUUGUUAUCCUCAACUCCACCUAGUAUUACUCGCGUAUUGGCCUAUACUUCUCCUGUAAUACAUUUAUUUUCAUAUUUUCUAUCCUUAUUGACAUGGUCAACGAGAAGUUGGUCAGAAUCAUGUUUACUGAUUACAGCUUGGUGGACAAUUUGUCUAUAUCCAAAAAUUAUAUUAAUUUAUGGAAUUCCUCUAAGCCUUUUUCUCUUAAUUGGUUGGCGUUGGGUUGAGAAAGGAAAGAGUGAAAGAUUAGGUAAAUCUAGUUUAUCGUCACAAGCAACUUCACAAGCAGAUUUAAAUCGAACUGUUCACGAGAUAAAUUUAAUUUCUGAUAAACUUUCCGCAUUUCACGCUUUUUUAAAUUCCGUGAAUUCCUAUAUCGAUUGGUCGAAUCCUGAAAGAACUCGAAAGGUGCUUUUUCGUUUAAUCUAUUUAUUUCCUACUUGGAUAAUCCUUAAUUACUUUAUAUCUUUGACCUGGAUUUUCACAAUCAUUGGAACAUUUUGUUUGGUGUGGAAUAGUCCAUGGUUUAUAAUGAGUCGAUUUACGCUUAUGCAAUCCCCACUAUUACGUGGAUUAUAUAGUCUUCUCCUUAACUUUUUAUUAGGUGGAGGAUUAAAAAAACAAGGUGGAGUUAUGUCAUUGUUUCGUAAAGCAAAAGAAGAACAAAAAAGGUUUGCCGAGAAAAAAAGUGAUUUACAAGAUUAUAACAAGAUUACAACAGAUUUGAUAUUUAAAUUUGUAUUAUAUGAGAAUCAACGUUGGUGGCUUGGAUUAGAUUGGACUCCGAAUUUAUUCCCUAAUGAGAGACCUCCUUGGUCUGACGAAUAUCAAGAACCACUCAAUCAUAAAGAUUCAUUUCCACUUCCUAAACAAAAAAUAACUUAUAACUCAUCUGAAGAUCAUAAAAUUCUUAUUAAAAAGACAACGGAAUGGCAAUGGACUGAUUUGAAAUGGUCAAUUGAUUAUGAAGGUCAUGUAGAUAAAGAUGGAUGGGAAUAUUUUGAUAAUCAAUGGAAAAAUCCUUCAUCUAAAAGUGGAUUUAGAAAGUAUACCCGUCGUAGAAAAUGGGUGAGAGCUGCUAAAUUAGUAGAAACUGUACAAAACAUUGGAUCAAAUUAA